AUGUAUCUUGUCAACGUAGCAACAAAAAAGCUCGAGACUUUUUCGGCAGACGACAUUCCGCCCUACGCCAUAUUGUCUCAUACUUGGGGCAACGACGACGAAGAACUUUCUUUUCGCGAUAUCAUUGACGGACUCCUCAAGCCUGGAACACUGGGCGUCUUCAAACUCGAUGGCUGCUGUAAACAGGCCCAGCUCCACGGGCUUGGUUACGUUUGGAUCGAUACCUGUUGCAUCAACAAGUCCGACCAUGUUGAGCUGAGCGAGGCAAUCAACUCGAUGUUCAAGUGGUAUCGCGAUGCUGUGAUUUGCUACGUAUACCUUGCCGAUACUACACCAAACACUCGCCUCUCGAACAGCCGUUGGUUUCGGCGAGGAUGGACGCUUCAAGAGCUCCUGGCACCUCAGGAGCUGAGUCUGUAUGGUUCGGAUUGGACCUUUCUCGGAUCCCGAGAAGACCUUGCAGUGUCGAUUGAGCACGCCACUGGGAUACCCGAAGGCUUCCUUUAUGGAGAUGGUGAUUUUUACCGGGCAAGCGUCGCUCAGCGAUUCUCCUGGGCAUCAAAGCGAACCACCAAGCGCAAAGAGGACAUGGCUUACUGUCUCCUUGGACUGUUUGACGUUUCGCUGCCGAUUAUCUACGGUGAUGAUCAUGCUUUCGCUCGGCUUCAACGCGAAAUCAUGCUUAAGCUGCGCGACGAUUCCAUAUUUGCCUGUAGGGGUCUAAGCUACGAACAUCCUACCAAGGAACAGUCACAGGACACAAUUAGGGCAUCUGCUGGGGCUCUCGCCGAGUCUCCGAAGGACUAUGAGUACUGUGGGGCUAUUGUCUCUCAUGGCUCCCACAGCUCUCCGUCAAACAAGUUCGUCAUCGAAAGCGGAUUCCUCUGUAUUACAACAACCACCUACACAGCUCAAGAGGGCGGUACCUACGGGCUUUUGAAUUGUGGAACAAAAGAUCACACAAGCGAGCAUGUCGUUGGCAUCCCUCUUCAGCACAGCACCUCUGGAGACUAUUACUUUCGACCCCACAGCUACAGCGCCAGGAUAUUCCCUAAGCAAACGAUGGAUUCCAGAAGCGUUAGCCAAUCGAUUCACAUUCAAAUGUUUCGGGAUCAAGAGAUAUCGAGGUUGUCGAAACCGAGCUGGUCGAUCCGACUCAGGACAUCAGGUUGUUUACUCAAGGUCCUUGAGGUAUAUCCUCCAGGGCGUUUACACGACAAACUGAUCCACGUAGACCCCGACUUUGAUUCCGCCGAUGCUGUAGACCGGACCUGGGUACGGUUACAACGACACGGUAACGAGAGUCACCUGCUACCCGACUUCAUUCUAAUAUUGACCAUCACACGACACCCUGAAGACGUACAAGGCAGACUGACUUGCGCCCUUGCAAUUUGUUCAUGUUUCACCACCUUGAAAGAGAUCGCAGACAAUGCGCAAUUGUUAUGGAAGAGCAUCUUCAUCCGAAAGCAAGCCAGCAACGUAUCUCAGCACAUCGGUGCCGCUUUGUGGCGAAGCUCCGAUUCGCUAAGUGGCCACCCAAGGAUUUCUGUUGUGAUGUCGGAGAUUGUCUCACCCCCUGAUACCACAAUCGAUUUGACUCAGCAGCUGUCGAGGGUCAGAUUGCCAGACAGGUUUCUUAGCGCCUUGGAGCACGAAGACUGCCUCAAUCAGCGCUUGGCUCGGAAAGGUAACGAGCUUGAAGCCAGAGAAAAGCAGCUAAACAAAACACGCGACAUGCUGACCGAGCUCAAUAAGCAAAUUGAGAAGCUGGAAGCGUCAAAGAAGUCAUUGAAUGCCGAGGACCACAUCUCUGCAAUGGAGGUGGAGAGGUUAAAGAACGAAAAGAGCAAACUGGAAUCGAAGAGAUUCAAGGUGAGCUUGAAUCGAACAUACCUUGAAGGAUGUCUGGAUGAACACCACGACGGGCGCAAUGAAUGGCUUCGGAAAAUCAGGCUACCCAUUGAAAAAGGGGAUGUAACAGCCGGCGAUGACUCGUUUCUUGACCAUCGGCUUGAGAAUCUGGUCAGGCUUCUGAUUUCCGUGGAACGUUCCGCUCCGUUACCUUCAACAAAAUACAACCCACCCCAGGAUAUGACACCACUGGCUUAUGCCAUCCAAGAAGGCUGCUACGAGCUUCUGCAGCGGCUUCUUGACCAGGGCGCUGAUGUGAAUGAGAUAUAUUCGAACGGCAGGACUGCCCUCUUGGCCGCAGUAAUCUGGGAUAAAGACAUGGUGGUCCAGGAACUGCUUGAGCAUGGAGCAAUAGUUUGGCCGGCACUGCUAUGGUCGGUUCAAAACUGCGACAGAGCUGACACACUCUCACCACUCCUCAAGCUAGAAGAGACGGCUCUUGAAGUGGAUGCCGGGAGGUUUCGUAUGCUACUGCUGCUGGCUGCGGAGCAGGGAUCGAAAGAAAUUAUUCUAGAGCUUUUGUCGUGGGGCGAGGGCAGGCACACUUUCGAUCUCAGCAUUAAGUCGAAUCAAGACGUUGUCUGGGCUGCUGCAGUCAAAAAUCACGACUCGACAGUACGGACUCUCAUCAAGCAUGAUUGCAGUCCGAAUCCGUUGAGCUGCCAGCGCUUACUCCUUCGAUCGGUCUUAGAGAAUUGUGCCAGCCUUCCCCCGGUCUUAUGGGAGAAGAAGAAGGCGGACAUACACGCCAAGUACAUGGGCGGCCGCAAUCUUCUAUGGUUGGCAGCAGACCGGGGGUACGAUUCUGUGAUUGGGUCCUUGGCGCUGAUCCAAACAGUGAUUGACCCUGGCAGUAUGGGGAGGCAAAUGACCAUCGCAGACGAUUUUGGCCAGAACGCGCUUUCCCGAGCUGCCGAGAAUGGACAUGUUAACGCUGCUGUCAGAUUGCUGCUCUGGGAAGAUCCGACUGUCAGAGAUCAUGACGGCCACACAGCACUUUGGUACGCCGUAAUCAACGGACAUGCAGAUGUAUUGCAGGCCCUGAUGAAACACAAGUCCAUCAGGGAGGAUCUUUGGGAAAUGGGAAAACUGUUGUGGUGGGCAGUCGAGACGGACCAAGAGCAAAUGGUGGACGUUAUCUUGGCCAAUGACGGAGCUCUGGCCUUUCAGCAUCGCUACCACGACCCUCAUGCGCUUCUCUGGAGUGCGCUUGGAGAAGGUACUACCAGGAUUGUGGGAAAACUCUUUGCAUAUCGAGAGUUUCAGGUUCACAGUGUCGAAAUGCUCCAAUAUGCGGAGAAACACCGAUAUGAUGACCUGGUCAAGCUCUUGUCCAACCCACUGACAUUGGCGCUCCAAGGUCGAAUGGUUGUGGUUGAUCGGGUGAAGCCUGAGACGGGAGACAAAAAACAAGUGAGGUUUGGGCACCACGAUGGAAUUGCCAAGUUUGGAGGAAGUAUGGUACCGGUUGAAACGUUGAGAGAAGUAGAGGAUGAGAGCUAG
Molecule: messenger RNA, 3414 nt
Organism: Podospora anserina S mat+
Lineage: Eukaryota; Fungi; Ascomycota; Sordariomycetes; Sordariales; Podosporaceae
Exons: 2
Coding region: 1-3414 (1137 amino acids)
Molecular function (GO): protein binding
Source: RefSeq, a predicted model, not a curated record